AUGUAUGUAAGGCGAAGUCCAAAGCAAACUAUUAUUGACGAUCUAUCCUGCACAUUUCAACCCAAUUCUUCCUUUCCCAAGCCGCUCGACUCGAUACACUUUCGGUGGCAUUCUGUUGCAUCAUGGACUUGGGGUGCGCAAGAUGAAACAUGUGGAAUAUGUAGAACGGCCUUUGAUGGUUGCUGUCCUGACUGUAAAUUCCCUGGGGAUGAUUGCCCACUAAUAUGGGGCGCGUGCAACCAUGCUUUUCAUCUUCAUUGCAUCUUAAAAUGGGUGAAUUCGCAGACGCCUCAAGCACAGUGCCCCAUGUGCCGUGGAGAAUGGCAGUUUAAAGGAUGAGAUGAAAUUGCUCAAGGGAGUUUUAUCAUUAGUUACUUCUCUUUCCAGAUCAUGUUUUAGAAGUGUAUUCACCGGAGGUAAAAUGCUUUCUUCCCCCAAGGUUUCAGGUUCCUCAUCAUUUCUCUACUUAUUUCAGUGCAAGCAAUCAUUUACUUGUAGGUUUAGUUCAUAUUUUUUUUGUACCAGAUUUUGAAAAUGAAAAUAUUGAUAUUCGAGAA
Messenger RNA from Camellia sinensis, 557 nucleotides. The record is from RefSeq and is a predicted model, not a curated record. NCBI's taxonomy places the organism in Eukaryota, Viridiplantae, Streptophyta, Magnoliopsida, Ericales, Theaceae.